UCAAGGUCCGCUUGUGCUGUAGCUAUAGGCGAACAGUGUAGUGUAUGUGUCAUCUAAGGACAUACACUUAAUUGGAUACUAGAGUUCGCUGGCAUAUGGCCAUCAAGGCACUGUUUUGAGACUGCAUAUUCUGUGUGACAUUUAGUGAAAAUGCGACCCUCAUUUGAUAGUAGCGAUCACAUUAGCUUGCAAGAUAGCUAACACUUUGGUAGCAGUGACGUUAGCUAGCGAAGUCUGUUAAAAUCGUUUAUGAUGGACAUGUUUUUUUAGAAACUCUAAUGCGCCCGACGAUUUAGUGGAUAACUUAACUGAAAGUUAUAAUUUGUUCGAAGAGUUAUAUAUUGUGAGGUGUUUGGUUUAACGUGCAUGCAACGCUAGACUUAACGUUCAUGGUAAUUUUUCUGCCAUGGGUGUAGUUAUUCGCAAUCUCCAGCACGUGGUGCCUGUGCGGCGCGCGAGACUACGCAAAGAUGUCGAUACGUUGAGGCAUAUUUUAGGCAUUCAGAAAUUUGACGUGGGUUUAAUAUGUGUUGACAACUGUAAGAUCCAACGGAUAAACAGCAUCUACAGAAAAAAUAAUACACCAACUGAUGUAUUAUCUUUCCCCUUCUACGAGGACCUGAGACCCGGUAAACUCCCGUGUGGAUUGCAAAGAGACGAACACAACCUCGGUGACAUAUUCCUUGGAGUGGAGUAUGUGAUGCAACAGUGUAAAGGGAAAUCUCAAGACUUUCACAGCGCAUUGACAGUGGUCACAGCUCAUGGGAUUUGUCAUUUACUUGGAUACAGACAUGACACAGACGAAGAAUGGAAAGAGAUGUUUCAGAGAGAAAGCUACAUUUUGGCAGAAUUCAACAGACUGACUGGCAGCCGACUGGAACCACUUUCAAACAAAUGUUCUCAAGACAGAUAAUUAUAUUAUUGCCUGGGAGACUAACGUGACAGAUGAACCACACUGUCCCACCUCUGAUAUUGUGAAGUGACCUAGUGCCCUAUUCAACAUUAUACCUCAAGGUCAUGCUGAUGACCUUUUACCUUAUCUUUACAGUGUGAUAAGGGUUUUGCCAAGCAGCUAUACUCGAUAAUUAAACACAAGAGAUGUCUUUUCUCAUGUUUUAUUUAAAUGCGCUUCAGGAGGCUAAAAGCUGAAUGUUGGGCAAUUUUACAGAGCAUAUAUGUAUGUGUAUAUAUCAUUGUUACUGUACACUUAUGCAUUCACACCGUUCAUUCAAUACACUCUUGUAGCCAAAGAGCUUAUUUUAAAAGAAAAUGUAAAAGCAGACUAUAAAGAUAUUACUGGCCCUUGGUUUGAACAUUAAACAGAACACACAAGUAAUUUCUA
Alosa alosa (allis shad) is the source of this 1342-nucleotide messenger RNA. RefSeq names its product ybeY metalloendoribonuclease (gene ybey). Bases 407 to 913 code for a protein of 168 amino acids. NCBI's taxonomy places the organism in Eukaryota, Metazoa, Chordata, Actinopteri, Clupeiformes, Clupeidae. Gene Ontology annotation, biological process: rRNA processing. Gene Ontology annotation, molecular function: metalloendopeptidase activity. The transcript is spliced from 4 exons. The record is from RefSeq and is a predicted model, not a curated record.